GUCAGAACGGAUUUAGAUUGAAGCGAACGUUCAAAGCGCGCAGAUCCACAAACCACAACUGAAGCAAGCAAGUGACAAAACUCGAUUAUUGCGGUCCCAUAAAGAAUUAUAAGAAAGAUCAGUGACAAGUGCAACAGAACAUAACAGAGAAAUGGCAGCCAGAACAAUGCCUCUCCUCCGUCCCACACACGUACUAGGCCUCGGCUUGGUCCUGCUCCUCAUGUGGGAGCCAGCCCCCAGCACAGGCUAUGCAAUUGGCCAGUCGAAAUUCGGAAAGAUCGAAAAGUUCCCCUACCAAGUGAUGCUGAUAGGAAAGCAGCUGUGGCGCAAGCGCAUUCUGUGCGGCGGCACAUUGCUGGACAGGCGCUGGAUACUCACUGCCGGCCACUGCACCAUGGGAGUUACCCACUAUGAUGUGUACCUGGGCACCAAGAGCGUGGAGGACACGGAGCAGUUGGGAGGACUGGUGAUUCGUUCAAACAAAUUCAUUGUGCACGAGCAAUUCAAUCCGGAGACGGCUGCAAAUGACAUCGCUCUGGUCAAGCUGCCAAUGGAUGUGGCAUUUACCACUCGUAUCCAGGCAGCCUCGUUGCCCAGCAGACAGCGGCAUGAACAGUACACGGGCAUGAGCGUGGUGGCCAGCGGAUGGGGCGCCAUGGUAGAGAUGUCCAACUCGGACUCGAUGCAGUACACAGAGCUUAAAGUGAUCUCGAAUGAGGAGUGCGCACAGGAAUACGAUGUGGUUACGUCAGGUGUGUUGUGUGCCAAAGGCCUGAAAGACGAAACCGUGUGCACAGGCGACUCCGGUGGCCCUCUAGUGCUCAAGAACACACAAACCGUUGUGGGCAUUACCAGCUUUGGCCCAGCCGAUGGCUGCGAAACCAAUAUUCCCGGAGGCUUCACUCGAGUCACAAACUAUUUGGACUGGAUUGAGAGUAAGACUGGUGGUCUUACUGCACCACAGCGGGUCCACUCGAAUCAGCAUUACGUCCGGCCACACCAAACGCAUCAGGAGCAGCAGCAGCACCAGCAUCCGCAUCAGCAGCAGCAGCAUCAGCAUCAGCAUCCGUAUAGUGAUGACAAUCUCAUUUAGGAUGAGUACGUCCAGUCGUACCUACCCCCUUUGACUGAAUCUUUAUAGCUUUACCUUGAAAGAAUUCUCUAAUCGUGUGAUAUAUGUCUAGAUACUCCUUCAGUUAGCUAAUUUCUCCAUCUAAAUUUGUACAUUGUUCUUAGUUUUAACUAUUUAAACAUCUAUAUUUAUUUUAAUUGUAAGGCUCCAAAUGAAAGACAAAACCCCAAAUUCCC
Drosophila subobscura is the source of this 1308-nucleotide messenger RNA. Its product is annotated as brachyurin. Gene Ontology annotation, molecular function: serine-type endopeptidase activity. Bases 152 to 1093 code for a protein of 313 amino acids. The record is from RefSeq and is a predicted model, not a curated record. NCBI's taxonomy places the organism in Eukaryota, Metazoa, Arthropoda, Insecta, Diptera, Drosophilidae. Gene Ontology annotation, biological process: proteolysis. The transcript has a single exon.